Messenger RNA from Sphaerulina musiva SO2202, 1088 nucleotides. RefSeq lists its product as uncharacterized. Bases 61 to 603 code for a protein of 180 amino acids. The transcript has a single exon. The record is from RefSeq and is a predicted model, not a curated record. NCBI's taxonomy places the organism in Eukaryota, Fungi, Ascomycota, Dothideomycetes, Mycosphaerellales, Mycosphaerellaceae.
CUUGAACAUCUUCCCGCGAUAUUUCCCAUUCGACACAUAUUCCGAGAUUUUAGCAUCACGAUGGACUCGCGAGCAUCCUUCACGACAAUGACCGAAAUAGCGUCGAACGUGACCACCACCGAUCGUGCAGCUUCCUGCUGGCGUAGACAAGACUGUCACUCGUGUACGCACGACAAACAUGGCUGCGGCUGGUGUCCAUUCUCAUCGACCUGUGUUCCGGCAUCCUCUCUCACACAACCAGUAUCAGACAAGAACAUCUGCCCCUUGGCCGCCGAAAAGUGGGAGCUUCGCACGAAAGCACUUGGUUGUGGCUGCUCUACCACCACACUUCUCAGCAUCAUUGUCACAAUCUUCGCCACGAUUGGGGCACUCAUUGUUCUGAUAGCACUGGGGUGGCUGUUGAAAACCCUCAAUCCCUUUUUCGGCUCUGGAGUGGUCUCUGGCACGGAGCUGAAACCCAAAGAAGGACCGUUUUAUGAGGAGCGUGAAUGGCGAAGACCUGGGCUGGGCAGUAAGCUGCGUGCUUGGAUGGACUUGAAACCUGAUUUGUCGAGCCAGAGUGAGCAGGAAGCUAUCACCGAGAGAUCCAGACUUCUUGGCUAGGCUUCAUGUAGAAGCCGACUACUGUAGUCUGUAUGGGCACACCGCAUACACAAACCUACCUUCUAGGACCGUAUAAACGACGCACAAGCAUUCUCACUCGACAGUACAACUUGCCGACCGUCCCUUGAUCUCCUCACUUCCUUACCUGGCCAACGGUUAGCAACUGCAUCUCCCCGAGAUUCUGUUUUGACUACAUCAAACAGCCUCAAGCUUUUUGUCAAGCUUCUCGCACAUACGGCGCGUUGGAGCUCGAUGCGUACCGGGUGCCGUCGGCACAAGGUGGCGCGAUGCCUUUUACCCUGCUAGGGCUGCGAAGGCGAGCAUACCAAAACGAAUGCUCCAAGUAUUAAGAGGAUCCGGCUACAAGGGUGUUGUGCGAACGACUGUUAGCUGUACGCUUCUAUAAACGUUUCUGAGAAUUACGAUACAACGCAAUGAAGCGCAAAGCGCAGAGCGCUCGAGAGUGCGCGGCAGACUACUCACCC